This is a messenger RNA of Emiliania huxleyi CCMP1516, 594 nucleotides long. RefSeq lists its product as hypothetical. The record is from RefSeq and is a predicted model, not a curated record. The transcript has a single exon. The annotation marks the transcript as partial. Gene Ontology annotation, molecular function: RNA helicase activity; nucleic acid binding; ATP binding. NCBI's taxonomy places the organism in Eukaryota, Haptophyta, Isochrysidales, Noelaerhabdaceae. Gene Ontology annotation, cellular component: nucleolus.
AUGCCUGCCACGAGUUCCACGCAACCGGCUCGCAAGAAGCUCAAAAAGGGAAAGCCAAAGAUUGCCGCGAGCGCCAGCGGUGCCAGCAGCGGCGCGCCAUCCUCGGCGGCGGCGGCUCAGCGGGCGGCGGCUCCGCCGUUCGCAAGCCUCGAGCCGGCGCUGAGUGCGUCGACGCUCGAGGCGGUGGCGUCGCUCGGCUUUGAGCGCGCCACGCCGGUCCAGGCCGCCGCCAUCCCGCGGCUGCUCCGCCACCAGGACGUCGCCGUGCAGGCGUGCACCGGCUCUGGCAAGACGCUCGCCUUUCUGCUCCCGCUGUACGAGCUCCUCGCGCGGCGCGAGACGCCGCUCACGCCCAAGCAGGUUGGCGCGCUCGUGAUCGAGCCGACGCGGGAGCUCGCCGCGCAGGUCCACGCCGUCGCGCUCCGCUUCGCCGAGCGGCGCGCCGCGAGUGCCGCCGCCGUCGGCGCAGCCGCCAUCGCCGCAAUCUUGCCGCCAGUUCUCGUGGUGGGCGGGACCGACCUCGCCGAGUCCAUCGCCUCGCUGGGCGCGGCGGGCGCGCACGUGCUCAUCGGCACGCCCGGCCGCCUCGAGGAC